Molecule: messenger RNA, 987 nt
Organism: Talaromyces marneffei
Lineage: Eukaryota; Fungi; Ascomycota; Eurotiomycetes; Eurotiales; Trichocomaceae
Exons: 3
Coding region: 1-987 (328 amino acids)
Biological process (GO): intracellular manganese ion homeostasis
Cellular component (GO): fungal-type vacuole membrane
Molecular function (GO): manganese ion transmembrane transporter activity; iron ion transmembrane transporter activity
Source: RefSeq, a predicted model, not a curated record
AUGGCGUUGCUGUUUCUCAGGAAUAAAAUAUUCCCGUCGUGGGACCAGCGCGACAAGAACAAGAAAGUGACCUGGUCGAAACGAAGUGCUGCCUCGUCGCCUGACUUGCGACAACCCUUGCUCAUCUACGACCCAGAUAAUUUAGACGGCGCAACCGUCGAUGGAAGAAGCGAUGCAGAUAUCGAAGCACAAACGGCCGGAUCCUACAGCACCUUUGUAGGGACCAACAACGACAACAGUCAAAACGGAGACGACGCGUCAGUCCAUAGCAGCGAGAGCGGUCGAUCUCGCAUCAACCCGAGAUUGAUAUCGGACGCGAUUCUGGGUCUUUCAGAUGGACUUACAGUUCCCUUCGCUCUGAGUGCUGGUCUCUCGGCUAUUGGCGAUACAAAAGUUGUUGUCCUUGGUGGAUUGGCAGAGUUGAUUGCUGGCGCGAUCUCUAUGGGUUUAGGUGGCUACGUUGGUGCGAAAAGCGAGCUUGAGUCGUAUGAGGCGACAGUGCGCGAGGUUGAUGCGAUCCUUUACGACCCUGGCGAGACUCAGUCUAUGAUUACCUCUACCUUUGCAAAGUACAACCUCUCACCGAGCACCCUCGAUGAGAUUACCAAGUCUCUCCAGGCUGAGCCGGAGAGACUGCGCGACUUUCUUCUUAACUUCCAUUACCGUGAAUCAGAGCCAGACUGCAAUCAAGCGUCCAUGUCAGCUCUGACAUUGACCCUUGGCUACUUCAUCGGUGGCUUCAUCCCACUAAUUCCAUAUUUCAUUGCCGACCAGGUUUACACCGCUUUCAUCGCAAGUGUCAUUGUCAUGGCCGUCACACUUUUUGCCUUUGGAUAUAUCAAAACUUGCAUUGUGAGGGGAUGGCAAGGCGGGGUCAAUAUCUGGGCUGGUGUGAUUGGAGGCAUUCAGAUGUGUGUGGUUGGCGGUCUUGCUGCAGGCGCGGCAGUAGCGCUAGUCAAAUUAAUCAACAACGAAGGCAAUGUUUAG